This is a messenger RNA of Galeopterus variegatus (Sunda flying lemur), 2062 nucleotides long. Its product is annotated as phosphofurin acidic cluster sorting protein 2-like. Gene Ontology annotation, molecular function: transmembrane transporter binding. The record is from RefSeq and is a predicted model, not a curated record. Gene Ontology annotation, biological process: protein localization to plasma membrane. Bases 55 to 1521 code for a protein of 488 amino acids. Lineage: Eukaryota; Metazoa; Chordata; Mammalia; Dermoptera; Cynocephalidae. The transcript is spliced from 11 exons.
CAGUGCCUGGGUAGCCUGAGCUCCUCAGGAGAGAGCCCCAAUUUCUGGAGCAGAAUGCCUGGACAAACCGAGCAUGCUAGCCAGCAGCUGAGGCUUUUGUUGGGUCUGGGUGCCCCCUCACCUGGUUCCUGCAGACCCCUCCUCAUGCCCCUUGGGUGGCCUGCCAAGGGGGUGGCACGGUGUCUGCAGGGGCCUCCCGCCCUGCCUGGCUCUCACAGACGUCUGGCGUCCUGGCAGGUCCUUGACUCAGAGCAGGACCCUGCAGAACAUGUCCCUGAGGUGGAGGAGGACCUGGACCUCUUGUACGACACGCUGGACAUGGAGAACCCCAGCGACAGUGGCCCUGACAUGGAAGACGAUGACAGUGUCCUCAGCACACCCAAGCCGAAGCUCAGGCCAUACUUCGAAGGCCUGUCACACUCCAGCUCGCAGACAGAGAUCGGGAGCAUCCACAGUGCCCGCAGCCACAAGGAGCCUCCGAGCCCGGCUGACGUGCCUGAGAAGACUCGGCCCCUGGGAGGCAAGCAGCCAAGUGACAACGUCUCUGACACCGUGGCCCCCUGUGCACCGGCCCCGCGGGAGCAGCCAGGACAGCCCGAGGACAGCCCAGAAGCAGAGACCUCCCCACGGGACGUGUUCACUGAGAGGCUGCCGCCCAGUGGGAGGGUCACCAAGACAGAGUCACUCAUCAUCCCCUCCACCAGGUCUGAGGGGAAGCAGGCGGGCCGCCGGGGCCGGAGCACAUCCCUGAAGGAGCGGCAGCCGGCACGGCCACAGAAUGAGCGGGCCAACAGCCUGGACAACGAGCGCUGCCCAGACACGAGGAGCCAGCUGCAGAUCCCCAGGAAGACCGUGUAUGACCAGCUCAACCACAUCCUCAUCUCUGAUGACCAGCUGCCCGAGAACAUCAUUCUCAUCAACACCUCUGACUGGCAGGGCCAGUUCCUCUCGGACAUCCUGCAGAGGCACACACUCCCCGUGGUGUGUACCUGCUCCGCCGCGGAUGUCCAGGCGGCCUUCAGCACCAUUGUCUCACGGAUACAGAGAUACUGCAACUGCAAUCCCCAGCCCCCGACCCCUGUGAAGAUCGCCGUGGCAGGGGCGCAGCAGUACCUCAGCGCUGUCCUGCGCCUCUUCGUGGAGCAGCUGUCCCACAAGACCCCCGACUGGCUGGGAUACAUGCGCUUCCUCAUCAUCCCGCUGGGUUCCCACCCUGUGGCUAGGUACCUGGGCUCCGUCGACUACCGCUACAACAACUUCUUCCAGGACCUGGCCUGGAGAGAUCUGUUCAAUAAGCUGGAGGCCCAGAGCGCUGUGCAGGACGCGCCAGACAUCGUGUCGCGCAUCACCCAGUACAUCGCGGGGGCCAACUGUGCGCACCAGCUCCCCAUCGCUGAGGCCAUGCUGACCUACAGACAGAAGAGGAAAAAGCACUUUCAUUUUGACUUUACCCUAAGGUACGGCUCUCUGGGUCUGCCCCUGCCCUGUCUGUGCCCAGGCUGGUCUUUAGGGCUUGUUUAGCAGUGUCACCACCCAAAUUCACCCUCCCUGAUGUCCUUCCUCUGGGCUGGGAGUCAGGCCCUGGCUACCAGGGCUGGUGCCUGGAGGGGAACAGGUGGGGCCGCUGUGCAGGAAGAGCAGACGUGGACCCCUCUCCUCAGGUCUGGCCUCUCGAGCUGAGUCAGGAAAGCAGAGGCUGGUCCCUGCUGUGCCCGAGCCAGGCCUGCACAUGCUGGGACCACAGAGUCCACAGGGGCAAGGCAGCCGGCAGGCCUCCUCUGUUUCGACCCAGGAUUUUGUUUUAAGAAGUGGCCAGUUUUAUCCCCCAUGAGUGUCUGUGUUUCUGAAGCCACAGACAGUGCAGCCUCCUUUUAAACUAGACAUAGGCACUGGGGAUGGUGCUGAGCCCUGACGACAGCAUCAAGGUCGUCUCGUGCCAGCUUUGCACUGAGCACUUCACACUCACCACAAUGGUCACUUGCUGGCAGUCCCAGGGAGGCGCUGAUGCUGGCUCCACUGUGGGCUGUGGAGGGGGCGGUGGGGAGCUGGUCCAGGGUACGUG